AUGGCGUCCUUUAAAGUUACAGGCGGGAAGAAAAGAAAAGCGGACACUCAAGGAGAUCAAAGACCUUCGAAGAAACAACAAGGCAGCGAGGUCAAAGUCACUCAUUUAACCAGUCCGGAUGUCGUUAAGCCAGUUGUCGCCAUCUCACCCGGUGUGACACUACCUGAAAACGUCAAGUUCAAUGCAUUCUCCAAAAAAGGACCGGCCGGCAUGUCCAAUCUACUUCUCCAAUCCUCAGACCAUCCGACCAUCGACUAUGUUGCGACAGAGAGCAACACCACCGAUGCCGGAGAGAAACAUAUCAAGCAUUACAUUGCCAUAUUUGACGAGGCAGCGAAAAUCCUCAAGGUCAUGGAAGCCAAAAAGAUGACGAUACGGAGCACCGUUCGCCAACCUGAGAAAAGUACAAAUAGCGAUGUGGAAGACGCAUUGGUGAAACCACCACCUACACCAUCGUCACGGGCAGCAUUGACACAGGCAUUUGGAACCAAAAAAUCGAAGAAGGCCAUCGCGUCAGUGGCCGAAAAUCGCCUGCUCGCCCGCAGUGGUGAAGACAUAGACACCUCCGUGUCCAACGCUAUCUUAUCCUCCAUCCAAGACGACGACGACGACGAUUUAUUGGAAGCUAUCGAGUCAGCUUCGUCACGAGCCAACAAACCCCUCCCACAAGCCAAUCUGGACACGAGCGAUAUCAGUGAAGUGUACCCUCUAUCCUCACUCGUCUUCCCUGGCCCUGCUCGAACGACCCUGUCCCAGAUGCCACUGACAUAUUGGCGAGAACGAGCCUCUGCAAAGAAGGACAUUAAUUCCCGCUACCGCUUCGUCGCGCACUGCGUGGACCGCUUGGUAAAACGUCACCUCCAAGACCCCAAGAACGAGACCAUACUGCUCAAGUUGCAGAUUCUCCGGUAUAUCCAGCUCCUGCUCGAAAUUCGCACGUAUACAACACGACUGCCGUCCAGCAGACCAAUUCCCCAACCGGAGAAAUGGCCGGCCAAUACGACGUCCGAUGUGUCGCUAUCGACAAGCUUUCUGUCGAAACUCAUCUCCCGCUUCUUUCCCACCUCGAUCCCGACGACACAGGCUAAGACGCUGCUCACCACGACGAUCUUGGCCCUAACGCUGCAUAUCCCGCCGCCAAAGUUCAAGCCGGAAGAUACUCCAACCAUCCUUCUCGCCGAGCCGUCAGAUAUAGCACUGGACCUGGCAUUGCGGCCCGGACAAGUGAACAAGCUGUUCCGUGAGCUGGGCUGUAAGAUAGAUGGUCUCACAGACGCGGAAAUCACGAAAUAUGGGUGGGAGAAGGCCGGGAAGGCCAGAAAGUUUGUUGACGAAGAGGGUAAAGAGGUCACGUUGCCGAAACCCAAGUUCGCUAAACUCAAGUUUCCUGUUACAUUUCCGAAGGUCAGUGCUGGGAGGCCCAAUCGGAGGUAG
Rhinocladiella mackenziei CBS 650.93 is the source of this 1434-nucleotide messenger RNA. RefSeq lists its product as uncharacterized. The record is from RefSeq and is a predicted model, not a curated record. Gene Ontology annotation, biological process: RNA polymerase I preinitiation complex assembly; nucleolar large rRNA transcription by RNA polymerase I; transcription elongation by RNA polymerase I. Gene Ontology annotation, cellular component: RNA polymerase I complex. Lineage: Eukaryota; Fungi; Ascomycota; Eurotiomycetes; Chaetothyriales; Herpotrichiellaceae. Gene Ontology annotation, molecular function: DNA binding. The transcript is spliced from 2 exons. Bases 1 to 1434 code for a protein of 477 amino acids.